GGGUUUCACUUGUUAUGGGGUCAUGGUGACUGUACAUAUCCACAGGGUUUUUAAAGUGGAUGCUAGUGUUGCUGGAACCCAUAUCUGAAAAUAAUGUCGUACUCUCGGAGGUAUUCCCGCUCACGAUUGCCAUAUAUGAAUGGCCGAUCUGUUUCCCGGUUCUCGUCAAGUUCAAGAAGCCGUUCUAGGAGUUCUGAUUCGAGUGAAGUAGAGAAUCCUGGGAACAAUCUCUAUGUCACUGGUCUAUCUUCUCGGGCUACUAGUAGGGAUCUUGAGAAACAUUUUGCAAGCGAAGGAACGGUGACCGACUGUCACCUUGUUGUUGACCCCCGAACAAGGGAAUCUCGUGGCUUUGGUUUUGUGACAAUGUCUACUGUUGAGGAAGCUGAUAGAUGUCUCAAGUACCUGGAUAGAUCUGUGCUUGAGGGUCGAGUUAUUACUGUUGAGAAGGCGAGACGGAGGAGAGGCAGGACUCCAACUCCUGGCAAGUAUCUUGGUGUGAGAUCGGUCCGAGCUCGUCGCCGUUCUCCGAGUUACUCACCAUACCAUGGCGACCGAUACUCCUCUGAGCGUAAUCGCUCUUACUCCCCUUACGAAAGGCGUGGACGCUCCAACCGUGAUCGUUCCUACUCCCCAUACUACCGAAGAGACCGUUCCUACUCCCCAUAUGACCGUAGGGAUCGCUCAUAUUCCCCUUACUAUAAUAGAAGCAGGCGGGAUCGCUCGUAUUCUCCAUAUGACUAUGAUAGGAGAGAUCAGUCCUGUUCCCCUUAUGAGAGGAGGCGCUCAUAUUCUCGCUACAGCAGCAGGUGUGAUCGCUCUUACUCCCCUUACGAUAGGAGGCGUGGCCGUUCUUAUUCCCCAUGUUAUAGAAGGCACGAUCGCUCUUAUUCCCCAUAUGAUGGAAGGCAUGAUCGCUCUUAUUCCCCAUGUGAUGGAAGGCGCGAUCUCUCUUAUUCCCCAUAUGAUGGAAGGCGCGAUCGUUCCUAUUCCCCAUAUGAUAGAAGGCGCGAUCGCUCCUAUUCCCCUUGUGUUAGAAGGCAUGAUCGCUCCUAUUCCCCAUAUGAUAGAAAGUGUGAUCGUGCGGUGAAUGGGAGCCCCACUACAUGCAGCAUUUCUCGUAGUUUUUUGAGGAGCCGGUCUAGAAGUGUUUCAAGGAGCCCAUCCCGCAGCCGCUUACCCACCCAAAGGAGUGGCACUAGGAGCCGUAGCCCUAGCCCAAGGUCAGGAUCAAGCGAGUAAGAUUGUGAAAACUGAGUAGUUUUGAGCCCUGUGAAUGAUUGCUACUUGGAGAUGUUCAUGUUUUGUUUUUCUUAGCUAGGCAUGGAACGUGUUUAUUAAAUUAUCUAUGAUUGGGUUAGGGUGGUUGGUUCUUUGCUUGGGUUUCUCAAAAAAGUCUAAUAUGGAUUGGAUCGUAUGUAAUCUCAGACACUUGGGCUAUUCUUAUGAUGUCCGUCUGUUUGCUUCAUUCGAUUAUGUUGGAUGAGUGUUUGCUA
Molecule: messenger RNA, 1496 nt
Organism: Amborella trichopoda
Lineage: Eukaryota; Viridiplantae; Streptophyta; Magnoliopsida; Amborellales; Amborellaceae
Gene: SR45A
Product: RNA-binding (RRM/RBD/RNP motifs) family protein
Molecular function (GO): RNA binding
Source: RefSeq, a predicted model, not a curated record